GACGCGCCGCGAGCUCGUUGGUUCCUUUCUAUUGCACAAGAUGGCGUCCACGCUAAUAAGAAUUCUAAGACCUCUAAAACUCUCGAAUUUAACUGUAAAUUUGUCUUUAUUAUUACUUUUUAUUGUAUUAUUAUCAGGAGAGACGUUAUGUGAUUCAAAAGAUUUUAAAUAUGUUACUUGUGGAAGUGUUGUAAAACUAUUGAACACGAAACACAAUGUAAGGUUGCAUUCUCACGAAGUUAAAUAUGGAUCCGGGAGCGGACAACAGUCGGUUACAGGAGUUUUGAGUGUAGAUGAUGGGAAUAGUUAUUGGGUUAUCAAGGGUGAGAAUGACAAGCCUUGUAAGCGGGGGGAGCCUAUCAAAUGUGAUGAGACCAUAAGACUACAGCAUCUAGCGACCAAGCGAAACCUGCACAGUCACCAUUUCCAGUCACCAAUCUCACACAACCAAGAAGUUAGCGCAUUUGGGGAGGGUGGAAAUGGUGACAACUUAGAUGACUGGGUUGUUGUUUGCUCUAAGAAGAACUGGGAGCGCAAAGACACUGUUCGCUUCAGGCACAAAAUUACAGAAAUGUACCUGCAUAUAACUGGGGAUCAGUUUGGCCGUCCGAUCCAUGGCCAGCGGGAAGUGAGUGGGUUUAAUUACCCUGAUGUCAGCAAUGAAUGGAAAACCAUGGAGGGAAUCUACAUAAAACCUGAUUCAGAUGAGUAGGCCAUAGAAUGACUUCAAAGAUGUUACCCCCUUUUAUCAGCUCCUUCCUAAUGAAUACCUCAUAACUGCUAGUGAAAUAUUCGCCAUGCAAGGUUUUAUAGCACAAAUACCUUUACAUAUCACUAGAGGAAUUUCACAUAGAAAUUUGGGUUAGAACACACAAACAACAAUUUGGUUGGGGAUUCACAGUGUUCUCCUGGAAGAUUUAAAACUCAGUAGAUGUCAACUUAGAAGACAAUAAAAUUAAUCCUUAAACAUCUUGGACCCAUCAGUUUUACAAUUCACCGAAUAGUGAAUGUACUCCGUAGCCAUUAAUGAAGCAAUUUAAAGGUUAGAAUAAAACAAAGUCAUGUAUCCAAGGAUUGACUGGAAACAGCACUGUAUAACUAUGGAUUUUUCAAUUUCAAUUUGUUGACAUUCACAAGUUUUUUCUGCAAUUGUUUAUUGUUUACACCUUUGCUUACUUUAGAUUUGUAAUUUAUAUAUAUUUAAACAGGACUGACAUAAUAAAUUGUUUUAGUGA
Nematostella vectensis (starlet sea anemone) is the source of this 1235-nucleotide messenger RNA. RefSeq names its product stromal cell-derived factor 2. The transcript has 6 exons. NCBI's taxonomy places the organism in Eukaryota, Metazoa, Cnidaria, Anthozoa, Actiniaria, Edwardsiidae. The record is from RefSeq and is a predicted model, not a curated record. The coding region runs from base 41 to 712 and encodes 223 amino acids.